UGAGCUGACAUGAAUGGAAAGUAUUAUAUCCUUUUUUCAUUUGGUUUACACUAUUCAGCACACUAUUCUGUGCUUUAUAUAUGUUCUUUGUGAAAUGCCCAGCAGAACAUGCCUGUGUGCAAAACAGAAAUACUUUAAUGGGGAUUUCUUUUGUACAUGCAGCUUGAAAAGAGUUGCAUGAGCAGUACACCAGAAUGAGCUGUUUGUUGAUGGAAUCACACCUGUAAUACAAACGUAACGUACCUGUGAAGGUUAAUCUACACUGACGAGAAUGCCUCCAAAUCAUUGGUGCUUUAAUCUGAUUGAAAUUAUACUUUUCCUGGUCCCUGUGAAGACUGCUUUCAGCUCCUGCAGAAAUGAAACAGGUCAUCCUGUUGACUGGUUUGUGCUCUACAAAUUGCCAAGAUACCAGAUAAACAAAACUAGUGGAUCAGGACUGGAUUAUCUGUACUUGGAUCCCACAACAGGUGGCUGGUAUCCUAGCAAAAAUCUUAUAAAUACGACUCAAAGUGCUCUUGGACAAACUUUACAGCAUCUUUAUGAAGCGUAUAAAUCACAGGAAAAUACCACAGCAUACAUGAUGUACAAUGAUGCACCAGUGAAUAAGGCCUACAAUAAAAGAUACGGACACACUAAAGCUUCCUCUUUGGAUAUUGCAUGUAAGAAAAGUGUUUCAUUUGAAACAAUUGAGGGUGAUUUGUCAUCGGAUUCAUUCCAUCAGCAGGAAGGAAAGGAAAAUGGUUCUACUCCUCGGGGGCAGCAAGGACAGAGAAGAAAGAACCUCUACAAAGGGAAGAAAGUCCGUUAA
Molecule: messenger RNA, 808 nt
Organism: Protopterus annectens (West African lungfish)
Lineage: Eukaryota; Metazoa; Chordata; Ceratodontiformes; Protopteridae
Product: deoxyribonuclease-2-beta-like
Exons: 4
Coding region: 272-808 (178 amino acids)
Biological process (GO): apoptotic DNA fragmentation
Molecular function (GO): deoxyribonuclease II activity
Source: RefSeq, a predicted model, not a curated record